Rhopalosiphum padi (bird cherry-oat aphid) is the source of this 594-nucleotide messenger RNA. RefSeq names its product KRAB-A domain-containing protein 2-like. The transcript has a single exon. The record is from RefSeq and is a predicted model, not a curated record. NCBI's taxonomy places the organism in Eukaryota, Metazoa, Arthropoda, Insecta, Hemiptera, Aphididae. The coding region runs from base 1 to 594 and encodes 197 amino acids.
AUGACUUCACGCGAAAGAUUUUACGAAUGUUUUUAUAAAAUAGUCAAUGAAAAAAAUAAUAAUUCAGUUUAUUUAUCGGCAGUUAAGUAUAAUGAAAUAGUUUCGGAAAUUAAAAAUGUGAGAUCAAGUGGAAUAAAAAGUAACAAGGCAUAUCGAAUUUUGAAAAGGUACGACCUCAUUACUAUUGGAGAAGAAAAUAAAUUAAUAUUGCCGUUGUUGGAAGGUAAUACAAACAUUUUGUACUAUAUUACUGAUGAAAAUAUCUAUGAUGUGCUACAUGAUGUACAUUUAAGUAUUGGACAUGGUGGAAAACACCGCAUGAAUGCUGAAGUUAAAAAAAAGUAUAAAAAUAUAACACAAGAAGCAGUAUCUAUUAACUUAAAAUUUUGCGAAUCAUGUCAAUCAAAACAAAAAUCUAAAAGUAAGGGUCUAGUGAUUAAACCAAUGGUGUUUUCGGAAAUGAAUAGUAGGUGCCAAGUGGACUUGAUUGAUAUGCAAUCGCAGGGGGAUGGAGAGUUCCGGUUUAUUAUGGUAUAUCAGGAUCCUGGUAUAUUAGUACCUUCAUCCAUUGAGCCAUAUAUCGUUUUCGGAUAA